This is a messenger RNA of Perkinsus marinus ATCC 50983, 1705 nucleotides long. RefSeq lists its product as hypothetical. Lineage: Eukaryota; Perkinsozoa; Perkinsida; Perkinsidae. The transcript is spliced from 8 exons. Bases 43 to 984 code for a protein of 313 amino acids. The record is from RefSeq and is a predicted model, not a curated record.
GGACCGCACAGGUCCAGCGCUCCCCCUCCCUGUUCGCUUCAAAUGAUGUCUUCAACAGUGCCCUCGGACUAUCUCAAUGAGCACUGUAACAUGAUCACUGUUCGCGACAUCGCGACAGGACCAACCCACCACCAAACUAGUGACACUCGGUCUCGUUUUGGCCGAUGGUUUUCGAGAUUCAUCUGCGGUGGUAGCAGUCGAUCGGCUCUAUACGGAUCUCCUAACGCCUACCAUCCUGUCAACACUUCACGAGCUCCCUUGUCGCGCCGCGUUCGACAUCGACAAAGCUUGCAAGCGGUAGCUCCUGUGAAGGGCCCUCAAGUGCUUAGGAGUGUGACGUUUGACGGCCCUAAGACUUCUGCCCAUACGAGUGUUUACGUACCACCAAUUUCCAAUUUUCCUAGACGAUCUAAUACCACUGUACAGAGGCACGCUGAGCCUUCUUUCUUCAAGUCGGCACGUUCGGCGUCCAUCAUGAAUUCCGAACGAAACACUUCCACUCGUUCACAGGACCGAGCGCCCCGGCACUGCAAUAAGGAGGGGAGGUCGCAGGGACAGUUGGAGACGAGAGAGAUUCUCCGGUCGAUGGCGAAAUUGGCGGAUAAGCGACGCCUUGCAGGGCAGCAUGUAUAUAGGCAUGGGCGUUUGGUAUGUACUGGCCUUAGCAAGAAGGAUCUCGAUCGUGCUAAGAUAAGAGUACUUCUAGGUAGGAGCUACCCUUGGUUGGCUACUAACUGUACAGGCAGUAUUACGGGUAGUUCUGGUCGAACAGCCACCACCACUACACCAGGGGGAAGCUUUCUUGAUUACGCUAGCCCCUUUAUCACAACUCGGGCGAGACCUACCCAGAAGAGGGGCGUGAUGGUCGGUGGUAUCGAGAAGAAGACCUACGACUACCCCAAACUUAGUGGUGAUGUCAUCGGGGUCGGUGAAAUGACCCUGGAAGAAUUCGAGCGGGGCUUCUAUCGCCGUAACACUAUGUAACUAAGCAUUAUAUCUGGUCUCUUGUCAUAACUUUACUGUCCAAUACUAACCUAUCUCGGUUGACGUAUUUCGACACUGUUGGUAGUAGUAGUAGUAAUCACCAUCAUUGUUAUUAUCAUCAAUAAGCGUUAGCUCUAAAGGCCGCUAGACUACUACCACGAAGUCAUCGUGUUUGUUUCCAUGCCCGUGUAUUUUUAUAAGGAGAUAGUACCAAAAGGCAAUCGGUACCAUUCUUCGGUCAACUCUUUCGGAGGACCACCAUCCCGUGCUUGUUCGUGUGCUGGAGGAUCGUACGAUUUCGUAGGGCGAGACACAUUUGGCUGCCCUGCUGUUCUCGGAUUCGCAUCUAAUCAACGAAGCAGCACUUAUUUCACGAGUGUUGAGAAUAAGCAAACCCUCAACGGCUCCAAGAAUAGCCUCCUAUGCCUCGAGUAAACUCAAGCACUGUCACUGGUCUGCAACUUGUAACAAGUUCUUUUGUUCCCCACUACUACUGUCAUAUUUUGCUAUCAUACCGCUCUCUCGCUCUGGCAUUGUUCAUUGACAGUGCCGUGGGGAUCUCAGUGAGGAUAGUGGAUCUCUAAUAUUUAUUCUCGGACGUACCAUGCUCAUAUCGCUCUCACCGUCGUUUCCUAUACCUUCUGUACGAUCCUCCGCUAUGUUAGUCCUAUUAUUUCCACGCGGCACUCGCUGUUGCUGCUUCCGAUACCCCGAGCAGUCA